Molecule: messenger RNA, 2308 nt
Organism: Lepidothrix coronata (blue-crowned manakin)
Lineage: Eukaryota; Metazoa; Chordata; Aves; Passeriformes; Pipridae
Gene: AGXT2
Product: alanine--glyoxylate aminotransferase 2
Exons: 14
Coding region: 192-1595 (467 amino acids)
Biological process (GO): glyoxylate catabolic process
Cellular component (GO): mitochondrion
Molecular function (GO): L-alanine:glyoxylate transaminase activity; pyridoxal phosphate binding
Source: RefSeq, a predicted model, not a curated record
AAUCACAUAAUCACAGAAUGGGUCAGAUUGCAAGGGAUCACAGUGGGUCACCUGGUCCAACAUCCCUGCUCAAGCAGGGUCGUCCCUGAGCACAAGGCACAGGAUUGCACUGGUUCUUGAGACAGUUCUUAAAUAUCCCUGUUGCCUUCAGGCAGCAGAAAUGGAAAAGCUCUGUCUCCACACGUGCAAAAAUGCCUCCUUGUGAUUUUGUACCUGAAAAAUACAAAUCCUAUCCGUAUGAACGUAUGCAGAAGAUUCGUGAACAAAAUAUUGCUCCUUCACUGAGAAUGUAUUACAAGAAGCCAUUGUUGCUGCAUCAAGGGCAUAUGCAAUGGUUGUUUGAUUAUGAAGGACGAAGAUAUCUUGAUCUUUUUGCUGGAAUUGUCACUGUCAGUGUUGGUCACUGUCACCCGAAGGUAACUAUGGCUACCCAGAAACAGCUUGCUCGCCUGUGGCACACCACUAAUAUCUACAUGCACCCAUCAAUCCACGAGUAUGCUGAAAAGCUGACUUCCCUUCUUCCAGAUCCACUGAAGGUGGUUUACCUGACCAACAGUGGGUCGGAGGCCAAUGAUUUAGCCAUGUUCAUGGCAAGGCUACACACCCGUUACUUCGACAUCAUCUCUUUCAGAGGAGCCUACCACGGAGCCAGCCCUUACACACUGGGUUUGACAUCUCUUGGUCCCUAUAAGCAUGGUGUUGCCAAUGGCUUUGGCUGUACAACAACAAUGUUGCCAGAUGUUUUUCGUGGUCCAUGGGGAGGCAGCUUUUGUAGAGAUUCUCCAGUGCAAACAGUUCGAAAAUGCAGCUGUCCUGAAGGUGUAUGUCAUGCAAAAGACCAGUACAUUGAACAGUUCAAAGAUACUCUGAACACCUCAGUGCCUAAGACAGUAGCUGGAUUUAUUGCUGAACCAAUUCAAGGUGUUAAUGGAGCUGUUCAGUACCCAAGAAAUUUCUUAAAAGAAGCUUAUCAACUGAUACGGGAAAGAGGGGGCAUUUGUAUCGCAGAUGAAGUACAGACAGGAUUUGGACGGACAGGUAGCCAUUUCUGGGGAUUCCAAACACAUGAUGUAGUCCCUGACAUAGUUACUUUGGCAAAAGGAAUUGGUAAUGGCUUCCCAAUGGCAGCUGUUGUUACAACCAAAGAGAUUGCAGAUUCCUUGGCUCAAAACCUUCACUUUAAUACAUUUGGAGGAAGCCCUUUGGCCUGCGUAGUUGGAGCUGCAGUUCUUGAUGCUAUUGAAGAAGACGGUCUACAAAAGAACAGUGAGGAUGUGGGAACAUACAUGCUGCUGGAGUUAGCUAAACUACGGGAUAAAUUCAAGAUUGUUGGAGAUGUUCGUGGCAAGGGACUUAUGAUUGGAGUAGAAAUGGUGACAGAUAAGGACAGUCGCUGCCCUCUUCCAGCUGAAGAAGUUGAUCAGAUCUGGGAGGACUGUAAAGACAUGGGGGUUCUGAUCGGCAGAGGAGGGCUCUACAGUCAGACAUUUAGAAUUAAGCCUCCUAUGUGCAUUACUAAAAAGGAUGUCGACUUUGCUGUGGAAGUAUUCCGUACUGCUUUACAGAGACACAUGGAAAGAGCAGCUGCAAAAUAGACUUGAUUUGUUUCCUUGGUAGGAUGCACACACAACCCCCGAUACUUGUGACCCAGACUGGGAACUAAUCUACAAUGGAAAAGAAAAUCAUAGUCUAACAAUUAAAUACUUGUUCAGUAUCACAAGAGCAUUCUGACAGAUCCAGUGUUUAAUAAAGAAUAUGCUCUAAUCUGUUUUGUAAACGCACAGUUCAGUUCUACAGUGGAGGUUUAUAUUAGCUACACACCUAUUUUGGCUUUAUCCAAAAAUCCUGACUGGAUUAACUGAGUGUCAGAUGAAGACACAGACAUAUAUGCUUCUUUCAUCUGUGAAAGUCACAUCAAAAUUGGUAAUUUUAGAGUGACAGAAAGAGUCCCUCCAGUGACUCCAGUCUCCAGCAGUCUCAGUCUGUUAGAUUUCACUUACAUAAGCACAAUCUCUGGCUGAGAAUCACCCUAAGCAAAAGGUAACUGGAAGUUUCAGAGUUAAAACUAUGUACCCUGACUACAAGGAUACGCUGUAAUUAGAGCACUACUAAAAGUUUGCACAAAGCCGAAAUGUUUCUAAUUACAGAAAUUAUUUUUAUCAUGGGGAUUAGAAUCCAGUCAUCACCUUCUCCAAAAUAUGCUUUUCUGUUCCUCCUGCUGCUUUUGGGAUUGCACAGCACACCCAUUAAUCAUUUAGCAAAGGUGCAAACUCUGGCUGGUGAAAUAAAAUGUUGUUUCUUUCUUACA